UCCUCUGGUUGAAUAUCGCUGAGCGUUGUAAUUGAGGUGUUGCGUUUUUGUCGGUGGUGACAUAUUUUCAUGAAAGGGCUUCAAGUCAGUGAAAUAUUUGCUCUUUCUGCAUAGUGUGUUAAUUUGUUAGUUUAUAACGUGCUUUUCUCAAUUUGCUGUGCUUUGCGAUGCACGGGUACAACUUCUUUCUGUCCACCGCCCUGACGAUACUGUUCUCCGGACCAGCUCAAGGAUACUUCCCCGAAGAGCGCUGGAGCCCCGAAUCUCCACUUCUUGCCCCGCGGGUCCUCAUUGCCCUCGUCUGCCGCAACUCUGAACAUUCUCUGCCUUAUUUCCUUGGAAAUAUCGAACGUCUGAAUUUUCCCAAGGACCGCGUGGCAAUUUGGGUUGCGACGGAUCACAAUGUGGACAACACUACAGCCAUCCUGCGUGACUGGCUCGUCAAGGUCCAAAAACUGUACCACUAUGUGGAGUGGAGGCCGCAGGAGGAGCCCACAGAGUACCAGGAUGCAGACAGCCCGAAGCAGUGGACCAACCUCCGCUAUGCACACGUGAUGAAGCUACGGCAGGCAGCACUGGACUCCGCAAGAGACAUGUGGGCAGACUACUUCAUGGUAGCGGACUGUGAUAACCUAUUGACCAAUCCUAAUGUACUGUGGAAGCUCAUCAAGGAGAAGAAGACGAUCGUAGCGCCCAUGUUAGAGUCCCGUGCAGCUUACUCCAACUUCUGGUGUGGCAUGACCUCCCAGGGUUACUAUAAGCGUACCCCGGCAUACAUCCCUAUGAGAAAGCAGGUGCGUAAAGGAUGCUUCGCGGUUCCCAUGGUGCACUCCACCUUCCUGAUUGACUUGAGGAAGGAGGCGUCACGCCAGCUGGCCUUCCACCCCCCUCACCCAGACUAUAGCUGGGCCUUCGAUGACAUCAUUGUCUUCGCCUUCUCAGCUCGCAUGGCAGAUGUGCAGAUGUUCCUAUGUAACAGAGAGACUUAUGGGUAUUUCCCCGUGCCACUGCGAGCCCACAACUCCCUGACAGACGAAGCAGACAGCUUCCUACAUUCCUUGUUGGAGGUCAAUGUGCGGAACCCUCAUGUGCUGCCCUCGGAGUACAUCCCGGCCCCCAUAAAGAUACAAGAUAAACUGGGCUUUGAUGAGGUGUUCAUGAUCAACCUAAAGAAACGGACCGACCGGCGGGAUCGCAUGCUGAGGACUCUGUACGAGCAAGAGAUUGCCUGCAAGGUCAUUCAAGCGGUAGACGGCAAAGCGAUGAACAUCAGUGAGAUCAAUGCCCUGGGGAUCCACAUGCUACCAGGCUACAGUGAUCCGUAUCACGGCAGGCCCCUCACUAAGGGAGAGCUGGGCUGCUUCCUCUCACACUACAACAUCUGGAAAGAGAUCGCAGAGCGGGGUCUAAAGAGUUCCCUGGUGAUCGAGGACGAUCUGCGUUUCGAGGUCUUCUUCAAGCGACGCCUGAUGAACCUGAUGAGUGAAGUGGAAAGCCAGGGUCUAGACUGGGACCUGAUUUAUAUCGGCAGGAAGAGGAUGCAGGUGGACCGCCCUGAGAAGUCUGUGCCCAAUAUACACAACCUGGUGGAGGCCGACUACUCCUAUUGGACGCUGGGCUAUAUGAUGUCAUUACAAGGAGCCCAGAAGCUGCUGAGGGCAGAGCCGUUGAAGAGGAUAUUACCCGUAGAUGAGUUCCUCCCUGUCAUGUUCAAUAAGCACCCUGUCUCGGACUACAUGGAGCAGUUUGAGGUGCGAGACCUGAAGGCCUUCUCGGCCGAGCCUCUGCUAGUAUUCCCCACUCACUACACAGGAGACGCGGGCUACAUCAGCGACACAGAGACCUCCGUGGUGUGGGACAACGAGAAGGUCCGUACGGACUGGGACCGGGCCCGCUCGGGGAAGACCCAGGAGCAGGCGGAGAUCAGCAGCGAGGCCCAGAACUCUGAUGUACUCCAGUCACCUCUGGACAGCACAGCCACACGGGACGAACUAUGAGAGGGGAAUGGGUGGAGAGGAAGGGGAUGGGAUUGACGAUGGAGGGUUGAUGGAGAGAAAUGCUGAAGAUUCUGAACCACCAUGGUUUUUUUUUUUUACGUUUUUUUUUACGCCCCCUUUCUUUGCAUCCUUGCAGCAACAGGAUGUAUAGUACAUGGGCUCCUGUUUGUUUUAUUUUUUUAACCAAAGAGGACAAGUUGAAAACAGGGAUCGGUUGCGUUAUUUUUUUCUUCCAUUUACUUUUUCAUUUCAGAAAUAUGUUGGACUCACCUUUAUUUUGCUGCAUUUACUAGACCUAAAUACAGGGUGGGAUCUGUAUGUCAACAGUGAUCUGGUUGGCCUGUCUAUUACAUUUCAGUGAAGUGAUUGGCCUGUGAACUGGGACUUUGUUUCUGAUUGGUCACUACCAUACCUCAAGUGCCUUAUAGCCUAGUUCAUCAUGCCAAAUCUCACAACUGACCCGAGUAGACCUCGACUCCUAGAAUAAAUACAUCAUUUAUUAAUUGUUAAUUAAUUAACAUGUGUGCAUGUACUAUAACCGUGUACUGUAAAAGUCUUUCUGAAAGCACUGGGAAAGACGAGCAUCUUGCAUGAUUUUGGAUAUGGCUUUAAGAUGACCUUUUUCAUUUGUUAAUUUUCAAACUAUAGGUAGACCUAACAUAUUUUGCAUCCAUUAGAGAUUUAUGCUUGAAAGUUGUGUGUGCUGCUUCGCAAACGAGUCCCAUAGUUUUACGAAAACCUCACCAAUGAGCUCAAAGUCCUAUGCUAUGACAUAUGAGAUUAAUACCAAAACAGUUGUAAUUAAAAAAGCAACAGCUCCCAAA
Molecule: messenger RNA, 2821 nt
Organism: Oncorhynchus mykiss (rainbow trout)
Lineage: Eukaryota; Metazoa; Chordata; Actinopteri; Salmoniformes; Salmonidae
Gene: colgalt1a
Product: collagen beta(1-O)galactosyltransferase 1a
Molecular function (GO): procollagen galactosyltransferase activity
Source: RefSeq, a predicted model, not a curated record